Messenger RNA from Phytophthora sojae, 981 nucleotides. RefSeq lists its product as hypothetical. Lineage: Eukaryota; Oomycota; Peronosporomycetes; Peronosporales; Peronosporaceae. The record is from RefSeq and is a predicted model, not a curated record. The transcript has 3 exons. Bases 1 to 981 code for a protein of 326 amino acids.
AUGCGCUGCUGCUGUGACAGCUCCUCCAGUGUGCUACCCUCUCUGUGUGUGUUGCUGCUGCGGCUUCCUAGAACAGAGGGCCCUCGAGCCAAAACACACCCACCCACAUCUCGGCUCACAAGUGACUCCAGCCCCGCCAAACUCGGCCCUGCUCGCCUCGACUUCGGCGAGCUUCGACUUUGCUUGCAUCGCUCUUCUCAUCUCGGCUUCGCGCCUCUCAGCUACUCGAGCUUCGACCUCCGACUUGCUGGCCGCCCCAACGCUUGCCACGAUACCAUGGAGCACAUUGCCAGGGGACGCAGAGACCGCGCUGCACGCUACACGGUGCCGCAUGACCGCCGCCCUGACCGACGAGGAGCGAACGGCACUUCAAGCAGCGGAGCAGGUCGAGAACUUGCGGCAGUCCGAGAUCUGGUUGCGGCUCCUGGAGUUUGCUGCGUAGCCUACCCCCCCCCGCCCAGCGGUCCGCAGGUGUCGCCCUCGAUGCUUCAUCUGCUCAAGCAAGUGUUCAACGUGAUCCUCUUCUUCCACGGCAUGCCGUUCGCGAUACUCGCGAAUUUGGGCCUCGAGGAGCUGGUGCGCGGCAUCAGCAAAGCCGUGGACGAACGGAUUUACACCCACCAAUCUGCAACCGGUGAGCUGAACGUGAGGGGGCCGGUAACUUCGUUGUACUGCGUGGAGAUGGAUUGCAGGGAUUUACCCCUUGCUGAGCGCGCCUUCUUCGGGAAGCUGACGGAGUUGAAGCUGAAGUACCCUGUCGUCCGCACUGAGACCAACGGCCAGAUGACCGAGAUCUUUGAGUGUGACCACCACGACCGAUCCAUGCCUGGUGUGCGGCUGGGGCGUUCACUACAUCCGCAGCAACGAGCUGUACGAUGCGGGCAGCUUGUCGUAGCGCUUUUGGAGUGCUUCGUGCCUGAACCAGUGGAAUCCAAUGAAUUUGCUUCCUUCGAUGUCCGCAGACGACGUUGCGUCGAUUGA